Messenger RNA from Seminavis robusta, 483 nucleotides. The record is from the annotation of a GenBank genome assembly. NCBI's taxonomy places the organism in Eukaryota, Bacillariophyta, Bacillariophyceae, Naviculales, Naviculaceae.
AUGACGUCCCUGCCUCUUGUCGGUCUCGAAUGUCGGCUGCGAUCUUGUCGCUCUUCCAGGCCUUCGGCCUUCCUUCUUUCGCGCCUCGAUCUGGCCUCCAUCCUCGCCCUAAGCUCCUCGUUAAAUCGUGCUCCUCGGCUUCGCCUCGGAAACACGAUUGAACUCGAAUCUUCAAUUUGCACGAACGUUUUUAUACAAGAUCUCGUCAAGAGAAACCUACGAACAAGCAUGUAUUUCAGGCACCGCCGUCGAGUUCACAUGGUACAAGAAGCUUGGAGAGGAGAACAAGGGAAGUGGCAAGAAGACAGCAACUGUGUUUCAAACAGUCGACAUCUGAUUUACCAAGAAGGAGAAGUGCCUUGGACCCCGCCUGAGUUCAUCAUAUCAGUGAUUUUACAUGCAGGAAAACGCAGAUCUGCACAGCGGUUGGUUGUGAAAAGCUACUUUCUGGCUAAGGCAGCAAUUGAGGAGGAAAUGAACUAA